Molecule: messenger RNA, 2282 nt
Organism: Procambarus clarkii (red swamp crayfish)
Lineage: Eukaryota; Metazoa; Arthropoda; Malacostraca; Decapoda; Cambaridae
Product: beta-ureidopropionase
Molecular function (GO): beta-ureidopropionase activity
Source: RefSeq, a predicted model, not a curated record
GGUGCCAGGCACUAUAUUACUCUUGGGCUAAGCUGGUAAAAUCUCAUUUGGACUCAGGACACCGAGACGAACACGAGUACUCUCUGCUCCUUCAACUACUAAGCUACGUUGAGAACACCACUUCUCGUUCUGUAACUGCACCGCGCUCUGUAAGAUUGUGCCCUAGUCAUGGCUGCUGAAUUCGAACAUUUUGAUAAGUUCCUGGAUGACCACAUCCCUGAGAAGGAACUGAAGGUGGUCAAGAAACUUCUCUAUGGACGUGAACACCCCCCUCUCGCAAUCCCAGAGAAAGCUGAACAAUUAGCACAGAAGCACAACUUUGAAAUUAAGGGAUUUCAAAUUUCCGCGGCUCCGGAGGAGUUAACCCCGCCGAGAAUUGUACGUGUUUGUGUGCUUCAAAAUUCCAUAGUUCUCGAGACCUCGGCUCCAGUUGCCGCCCAACGCGCGGCCAUUCAUGAGAAAAUUACCCACAUGAUCGAUGCUGCGGCUCUCUGUGGAGUUAAUGUUCUCUGCUUCCAGGAAGCUUGGUAUAUGCCAUAUGCAUUCUGCACCCGAGAGAAGAAGCCUUGGUGUGAAUUCGCAGAGUGUCCUGAGACUGGACCAACUGCCCAGCUCAUUCAGGAGCUUGCUCGAAAAUACGACAUGGUGAUUGUGAAUCCCAUCAUUGAGCGUGACCACGUUCAUGGGGACAGGUUAUGGAAUACUGCAGUGGUCUUCAGCAACACUGGAAAUUACUUGGGCAAGUCACGCAAAAACCACAUGCCCAGAGCGGGAAACUUCAACGAGUCCACGUACUUCAUGGAGGGAGACACAGGCCACGUUGUCUUCCAGACGAAGUAUGGCCGUAUUGCUGUCAACAUCUGCUACGGCCGCCAUCAUCCCCAGAACUGGAUGAUGUUUGGCUUAAAUGGAGCCGAAAUUGUGUUCAAUCCAGCUGCUACUCUUGGAGGACUCGGUGAACCAGAGUCGAGCUUCAACAGUGAGCCAUUGUGGGGAAUUGAAGCAAGGAGCGCAGCUGUUGCCAAUAGUUACUUCACAUGUCCCAUCAAUCGCGUCGGAACAGAAAUAUUCCCCAAUGAGUUCACCUCAGGUGAUGGAAGACCAGGUCACAAGGACCUGGGAUACUUCUAUGGGUCCUCAUACGUAGCCGCACCUGAUGGUUCUCGAACCCCGAGUUUGUCAAGGACUCGUGAUGGAAUUCUUAUCAGUGAAAUAGAUUUGAAUCUCUGCCGACAAAUGAAAGACCGAUGGGGCUUCAGGAUGACCCAACGCUUGGAGAUGUACUCCGCGUCCUUGUCUGCUGCCAUCCAACCCGACUACCAGCCGCCCAUAAUUAGAGACACCUGCUAAGAAUGACAGGAAAUACAUCGAAAUAAAGAAAACAUUUCAGCCUAAUGAUGGAUAAUUUCAAACUCUCGUUAAUAUUAAUCGUGCCUUGUGUGUGUGUCUUUCCUUUCAAGUAAUUGUAACAUCAUUUGCUCCUAUGCCAGAAUAAUAUUUUGAAGGCUAGUUUAGGAAUAAAAUAUUUGUACUGCCUGUGUACGGUUUUUUUAUCUAUAAAUCAUUAUUUGGAUGUACUUGACUGCUGAAACCAGUCGUUUUAUCAUUAUAUUAAUGAAAAGUUAUAUAUUUAUCUUUGAAGUUUAUAAUUCUUCUCAUUAAAUCCAUGUAUACCUUUAAUUUCUUAUUUUAGUGCAAUCUGUAAUCACUCAUACUUUUGUUAUCUUAGUAAAAACAUAAAUUAAUUAGCAUAAUUCAUUAGGCUAUGAUGAACUGUAAUUUUAAAACUUUUUAAGAGACAAUAAUUCAUUUUACCUUCAUUCAAUCUUGCUGCUUUACACCAUAAAUAAUGUAUAUCACUCAGUCGGUUAAGUGCCAUUGGGUCUGGCUUGGGUGAGCUUGUGUGCUCACACACUUUACAUCAUUAUAAUAAUUAAAACAUUUCAGUGAUGUAUAAGUCAUUUUAGCAUGGCUAUAAUGUAUACUUUUAACGUGCAGUGUUGUACACAGUGUACAUAGUGUUGUACACAGUGUACUGUACAGAUACAGUACAUUUUCUUCAAGUUAAUUGUGUUGUUUUAUGCUAAUUCAUUGUAAUUUUUUCAAUGUUUUUUAACUUCCUUUUACAUGUAUACUCUUUCUAAUUUCGUAUAAUUAUAUAUUAUCUAAACAAAAAUUGUAAUUACUUCAAGAUAAAUUUAUAUUUUUAUUAUGUUUAGAAAAUAUGCUUAUAAAAUGUCUGUGCAUUUGUGAAUAAAAACUAAUAAAUAAAUUAAUCAUUA